ACUGGCGGGGCUGUGCGCGGGGCGGGGACUUCGGGGCUCGGCGGGGCGGCUCUGACGGCUGCGGGAUCUCGCGGCCCCCCCUCUGCCCCGGGUCUGGCUGGCGCCCGGCAUGGCCGACAAGGGGCCGCCGCCUCCUCCUCGGUCGCCCCAGCAGCAGCUCCUUCGGGCCGGAGCUGCCAGUCUCAGAAGAGCUGCUCCUUCCUCCAAGGAGCUGUUGCGGGCAGUCAGGAGGCUCUGAAGAGAAAACUCCCCGUCAAGUCUAGGAUUGUGCUGCCGGCCAUCUCCCCUUGUGGACAACAAUCCCUCUUGAUCAUGGGGGUUCUGUGAGCCCCAGGAAUCUGCUUGAGGCCUGGCUGCCAGUGCUGCCCUCCCCAGACCAUGUGGCGGUCAAUUUUUCAAUGCCCGGUCCUCUUCCCCUUUCUUCAAGUGCCUGAAACAACGGCCGGCUGGGAAGUGCGUCUGGCCCUGUGGAUUCUCAGCUUUGCUUCAUCUGUGGUGCAGAUGGAGAGCCAGAUGUACUCACCCACUGUCAACACGCACUAUGGGAAGCUCCGUGGAGUGCGGGUACCGCUUCCCAGCGAAAUCCUGGGCCCCGUGGACCAGUAUCUGGGGGUACCCUAUGCAGCGCCUCCUGUUGGGGAGAAGCGGUUCAUGCCCCCUGAGCCACCUUCCUCCUGGUCCGGGAUACGGAAUGCCACCCACUUCUCCCCAGUGUGUCCACAGAACAUCCACACAGCCGUGCCCGAGAUCAUGCUGCCCAUCUGGUUCACAUCCAACCUGGAUUAUGUGGCCACCUACAUCCAAGAUCCAAAUGAAGACUGCCUGUAUCUCAACAUAUACAUCCCCACGGAGGAUGUAAAACGGAUUUCCAAGGAAUGCGCCAGAAAGCCCAACAAGAAAAUAUGUAGGAAAGGAGAGACUCAGGAUGGAGAACAAAAUAGGAAGGAAGAAAGAGGCUCCAGCGCUAAGAAACAGGGCGAGGACUUAGCGGAUAAUGACGGGGAUGAAGAUGAAGACAUCCGAGACAGUGGAGCCAAGCCGGUAAUGGUGUACAUCCAUGGUGGCUCGUACAUGGAAGGAACAGGAAACAUGAUUGACGGCAGUGUGCUGGCCAGCUACGGCAACGUCAUUGUCAUCACCCUCAACUACCGAGUUGGAGUGCUUGGGUUCCUGAGCACUGGGGACCAGGCAGCCAAGGGCAACUAUGGGCUCCUUGACCAAAUCCAGGCACUGCGUUGGAUCAGUGAAAACAUUGUCUUCUUUGGUGGUGACCCCUUGCGCAUCACUGUCUUUGGCUCCGGCAUUGGCGCCUCCUGUGUUAGCUUGCUCACCCUGUCGCACCACUCUGAAGGUCUUUUCCAGAGAGCCAUUAUCCAGAGCGGCUCAGCUCUGUCAAGCUGGGCUGUCAACUACCAACCUGUGAAAUAUACCAGCUUGCUGGCUGACAAGGUGGGCUGCAACGUGCUGGACACAGUGGACAUGGUGGACUGCUUGCGAAAGAAGAGCGCCAAGGAACUAGUGGAGCAGGACAUCCAGCCAGCACGCUACCACGUGGCCUUUGGGCCCGUCAUUGAUGGAGAUGUCAUCCCAGAUGAUCCAGAGAUCCUGAUGGAGCAAGGCGAGUUUCUCAACUAUGACAUUAUGCUGGGUGUUAAUCAGGGCGAGGGCCUCAAGUUCGUAGAGGCAGUAGUGGACCCAGAGAAUGGGGUCUCGGGCAGCGAUUUCGACUAUUCUGUUUCCAACUUUGUGGAUAACCUGUACGGCUACCCUGAGGGCAAAGACACUCUGCGUGAAACUAUCAAGUUCAUGUACACUGACUGGGCUGACCGGGACAACCCUGAAACGCGGCGCAAGACACUGGUGGCUCUCUUCACUGACCACCAGUGGGUGGAACCGUCCGUAGUGACUGCUGACCUCCAUGCCCGCUAUGGCUCCCCCACUUACUUCUAUGCCUUCUACCACCACUGCCAGAGCAUCAUGAAACCAGCCUGGUCUGACGCUGCCCAUGGGGACGAGGUGCCUUAUGUCUUUGGGAUUCCCAUGAUCGGCCCCACUGACCUCUUUCCCUGCAACUUCUCCAAGAAUGAUGUCAUGCUGAGUGCUGUGGUCAUGACCUACUGGACUAAUUUUGCCAAGACGGGGGAUCCCAACAAGCCAGUGCCCCAGGACACCAAAUUCAUCCAUACCAAGGCCAACCGCUUUGAAGAGGUGGCUUGGUCCAAAUAUAAUCCCCGUGACCAGCUCUACCUGCAUAUUGGCCUCAAGCCACGGGUCCGUGACCACUACAGGGCCACCAAGGUUGCCUUCUGGAAACACCUGGUCCCUCACCUGUACAAUCUGCAUGACAUGUUUCAUUACACAUCUACCACCACCAAGGUGCCGCCACCUGACACUACCCAGAACUCGCAUAUCACACGUCGGCCCAACGGCAAGACUUGGAGCACCAAACGGCCUGCCAUCUCCACUGCUUACACCAGUGAGGGUUCUCAGGAGAAGUGGAAUCCGGAGCAGGAUGGGGCAGGCACGCUGCUGGUCGAGAACCCUCGUGACUAUUCAACAGAGCUGAGCGUCACCAUUGCUGUGGGGGCCUCGCUGCUCUUCCUCAAUGUUUUGGCCUUUGCUGCGCUGUAUUACCGCAAGGACAAACGCCGCCAGGACACCCAUCGCCAGCCCAGCCCACAGCGUGCAACCACCAAUAAUGACAUUGGCCACACACCGGAGGAGGAGAUGCCCUCGCUGCAGGCUAACCAGACUCACCACGGGGAUUGUGAGGCUGUGCCGCCCCACGAUGCUCUCCGUCUUACCGCCUUGCCCGACUACACACUCACCCUGCGCCGGUCACCAGAUGACAUUCCUCUCAUGACACCCAAUACGAUCACCAUGAUCCCCAACUCCCUGGUGGGUCUGCAGACCUUACACCCAUACAACACCUUUGCGGCCAGCUUCAGCAAUACUGGGCUCCCACAUUCACACUCCACAACGCGGGUAUAGCUGCCCAAGCGCCCCGCACUCCCAUGCACAUACUCCACGCUCACUGGACCUGGCGCUGUGGGGGCGGACAUGGCACGCUCCUCCGGCUCGCUCUUUGGGGAUUUCAUUUGUAUCAAGUGCUUUGACUCUCCUGGUGCCCAGCAGGGGGCAGCGGGACCCAUCCUGGCCCAAAAGAGUACAGCCUAGCAAGGGCAAAGGAGGAUAACUGUGCUCCAAGAGCCAUCCAACGCUUUGCUCCUGAGUCCAGCCACACACUGCACAGGAGGAGGAGAUCUGGGGCCUUCGGGGCUUUCUGUUCUGGAGGAGGCUCCUGGAGCCAUGUUGACCCUGCUUGGGGAUGAAGGGGUCAAACAGGGACCAUCCAAGGGGCGCCCCCCCCCCAUCAUCCCUCAUCAUCACUAGAGAUUUACCAAUCAAAGUGCCACAGGAACUGCUCUUGCAGGCCAAGUCAUCUUGAGAGGCAACUGCUUGGAAUUGCUGGCACUGUGCCCAGGAAGCACCGGACAGGCGUGGUCUGGCAUAAGUUCCAGUGGUGGGUUCUGGAGAGCCUGGACUUGGUGCUGGGUCCAACAGAUACUGUCUGGUCCCCUACUCCCCACCUCUUACCCCAUGCUCUUCGUGUUGCGGAGAAAAUUUCUGUCUGUUGUUUCUUUCCAAAAGACGUUUUUUAAAGCAGAUCUUUAGUUCUUUAAACACUAACGGAGAUGCCCGUGUUUGGUCCUUUGUAAAGAUUUUAAACUAAGUGUUCUUGAUAAAGCCAGUGAGACAGACACACACACGCGUGCACACAUACACACACCCACAAAGACACUCGCCAGCUACGGCUGCGCUGCGGGCCCCUCCAGCAUCAUCCUGUGCCAAACCGAGAAACCAGCAGACUUCACUCGGGGUGGGCAGCAGGCCAAAGCCAGCCACAAGAUCCUUUUGUAUUUUUGAUACGCCCUUCCACCACCAUUCAUCUCUGUAUAUCUCACCCAAGCAACCUGGAUUUGAGGAUGAGCUGCACCCUUCCUCCAUCUGCCAAUUUCCUCAUUGCUCUGGCCACGCUACCCCCACUGCCCUUGCCACUUGCUGUGCCAAAUCUCAACCCUUUCACAGGUCAGCCAAGCUUACCCUGCCAGCUCACUCAUCCCUUGCUUCCAUGCCAGCCCAUGACUUUACUCUGAUCUCCGAUAUGCUGCCUCCCGUGCCCUCCUCCUCCUCUUUCCAGAUUGGAUCAGGCAGCAGUGUCUUCAUUGUACCUGAGUGAGGCCCAAGACAAGCUUGGCGGAGAGGAGGAGAAUCCCUGGAGGAGGGUCGUAGCAUAGUGUGGAUGCAAUGGGGCUCAAAACAUGGCGGAGAGGGACUUUGCUCCCCUACAAAUGGUUGCAAGAUCCCUUGGCAAAAUCCGUUCAUUUAGGGGGCAGCCUUGUACCUUGGGGGUGGGUGGGUUGCUGUAGGUUGUGUUACAGAAGAGGUGUCGAUUCUGUUCUUGGACUGAAAGGCACACCAAUAAGCAGGGGUCAGUCAGGGUAGAUAUGGGGUGGAGUUCAAGGAAGGCAGUUGAGUUAACGGUCCUGCAGCCAAGAUGGCAUAGCCCUGUACAGGCAGGAAUUGGACCUGGUUUGUACUGGAUAAAGAACAAGUCAGGACCCCCAUGAGACACACCCAGGGCACAUGAAUUGGUUUACAGGAUGUGGUCCCUCAGGUUGAAGAAGCAGAGAUGGAAGCUCUGGGGCCCCCAAGAAGGCCGCAGGAGCAUAGGGGGGCAGAGCCAAAGGGAUUCCGUCUGGCUUGCUCAGAAGCCUUGUAGCUUCUGUCCCAGCCCUAGUGUUAAGAGGGGGUUGUGGUGUACCCCUCUGUAUGGUCCCUUCCUCCAUCCCUGCUGCUGUCCUCCUGUAGAGGACAGCAUCUUACGUAGCAGGAGUUAAGGACGGAAGAUGAGAAUUUCCGGCUGAGAAUGUAUUUAAGCCCUGUCAAUCACCCACGCAGAAUAAAGAAUUCCAAAUAAAA
This is a messenger RNA of Eublepharis macularius, 4983 nucleotides long. It is a transcript of the gene NLGN3, whose product is annotated as neuroligin 3. Gene Ontology annotation, cellular component: postsynaptic specialization membrane; cell surface; synapse. NCBI's taxonomy places the organism in Eukaryota, Metazoa, Chordata, Lepidosauria, Squamata, Eublepharidae. Gene Ontology annotation, biological process: presynaptic membrane assembly; modulation of chemical synaptic transmission; neuron cell-cell adhesion. The record is from RefSeq and is a predicted model, not a curated record. The coding region runs from base 379 to 2991 and encodes 870 amino acids. The transcript has 9 exons. Gene Ontology annotation, molecular function: neurexin family protein binding; signaling receptor activity.